CCUUGCCUGGCCCACGCCGCCCUCAUCCCCCCCCCGGGGGGGAAAUCGACGAGGAGACCCUGGAGAACAACCUUCCAAACGUCUCAUGGCCCAAAGGUACGAUGACUUGGUACACUACGCCGGCAUGGACGGGGUCUCUCUGCCGGGGUUUGGGGACCCCCACGCGGGCCGGGCGCUGCAGCACCACGCGCUGAACCAGGGCUCCCCUUAUGGGUCCGCGGGAGUCAACCACCGGGCCGGCCUGCCCCCCAGCUUGGGCACCAACGACGCCUUGAAGAGAGAGAAGGACGAGAUCUAUGGGCACCCCCUGUUCCCGUUGCUGGCCCUCGUGUUUGAGAAAUGUGAAUUGGCCACCUGCUCUCCCAGGGACACCUCCGGCUCCUAUCCGGGAGGCGACGUCUGCUCAUCGGAUUCCUUCAAUGAAGACAUUGCUGUUUUUGCCAAACAGGUUAGGACGGAAAAGCCGCUGUUUUCUUCCAACCCGGAGCUGGAUAAUUUGAUGAUCCAAGCUAUCCAAGUUCUGAGGUUCCACCUUCUGGAAUUAGAAAAAGUCCACGACCUCUGUGACAACUUCUGCCACCGUUACAUCACUUGCCUCAAGGGGAAGAUGCCCAUUGACCUGGUGAUAGACGACAGAGACGGGGGCUCCAAAUCGGACCUCGAAGAUUUCGGCGGAUCUUGCGCGAGCCUCUCUGACCAGACCCACACCGAAAUCUCCAGGAAUUUCCUGUUUGAGAGUUGGGAACCUACUCUUGGUCCCUUCGGCGUGGCACCGGAUCGGGCCCGUUCCUGCCUGUACCGGAUCGGGCCGAUCUAUCCCAGCAAGGGGGACUGUCUAGAUAACAGUGUGGCCUCGCCCAGCACGGGAGACGACGACGACUUGGACCGAGACAAGAAGCGGAACAAGAAACGAGGGAUCUUCCCCAAAGUGGCCACAAAUAUUAUGCGAGCGUGGCUGUUCCAACACUUAUCGCAUCCACAUCCAUCAUGGGUUUCCAAGAAGCAGUUGGCUCAGGAUACGGGACUGACGAUUUUGCAAGUGAAUAAUUGGUUUAUUAAUGCCAGGAGGCGUAUAGUUCAGCCCAUGAUUGACCAAUCAAAUCGCACAGUAGGUCAGGGAGCGCCAUAUAGUCCUGACGGGCAGCCAAUGGGAGGCUACGUUAUGGACGGACAGCAGCACAUGACGAUCCGUCCCCCAGGACCAAUGGGAAUGGCGAUGGGAAUGGAGGGCCAAUGGCACUACAUGUAAACCCUGACCUCACUGCUGAUGCCAGAGGGGAAAGAAUCCCGGGUAGGCCAGGUGUGCUGGACAACACACCCUACCAGGUUUACGGGCAAGAGACUCGCGGCACGUUGGGGGUCCGGCGUGUCCUUCCUCCCACUUCCCCCCUCCACUGAACGUGCCACCGAGUGUCCUCCCUCCCCACUCCACCCCCUCCAGCCACGUUGCACUGCCAUGACGACGAGAGGAAGCGACCCCCCCCCCCAAGACGGACCAAGCACGGACAGAGCAUUCCAUGUUAAUGCCCCUCCCUCCACCAGCUCCCUUCUCUCUUCUACUCCUUUUCCAAAACGAGGACCAUUCCGGCAAGCAGCAAGACGUCCGAGACUUCCGAAUUUCCGAAUCUUCGGCUCUCGCCUGUCAAGGUUUCAGGAGGAUUCAUUGGAUCACAUUACACAAGUUGGACACUGGUGGAAACUGAUUGCUCUCCCCCGACCCUCCCCAAAAAAAAAGAAAUGUAAAAAGAGGGCGGAAGCUGAACGAUUCUGUUCGUCUGAAAAGAGAGAUUUGGAGCGGGGGAGGCCAAGGGGUUAUCUUUUAAUUUGUCGCGCUGUGCUUUAUGGUUUUUUUCCACCACACAGGUAGACACACGCAAGUUUCUAGGAUCCAACCACCAGCUCAGAGGCAAAAGCCACGAUCGGGGCACAGCCGUUCUUCGCCCACCCCCACCUUCCCGCUAUGGACUUCUUUUCCCAAACGAGAUAACUUUCCAAACAGGGUGGUUGUUUUGUUGGUUUUUUUCUCCUUGCUUUCUUAU
Gekko japonicus is the source of this 2039-nucleotide messenger RNA. RefSeq names its product homeobox protein meis3-B-like. The record is from RefSeq and is a predicted model, not a curated record. Gene Ontology annotation, molecular function: RNA polymerase II cis-regulatory region sequence-specific DNA binding; DNA-binding transcription activator activity, RNA polymerase II-specific. The coding region runs from base 86 to 1249 and encodes 387 amino acids. Lineage: Eukaryota; Metazoa; Chordata; Lepidosauria; Squamata; Gekkonidae. Gene Ontology annotation, biological process: positive regulation of cell population proliferation; eye development; animal organ morphogenesis. The transcript has 15 exons.